This is a messenger RNA of Meriones unguiculatus (Mongolian gerbil), 2684 nucleotides long. Its product is annotated as aromatase. Gene Ontology annotation, molecular function: oxidoreductase activity, acting on paired donors, with incorporation or reduction of molecular oxygen; monooxygenase activity; heme binding. The coding region runs from base 155 to 1666 and encodes 503 amino acids. The record is from RefSeq and is a predicted model, not a curated record. NCBI's taxonomy places the organism in Eukaryota, Metazoa, Chordata, Mammalia, Rodentia, Muridae. The transcript is spliced from 9 exons.
CAAUCACCAUAAAACAAAGUGCCCACCUCCCCGGUCCAGCACCCUUAGAAGUGACAGGAGCCACAGCUGAGCCCGCCGGCUUGUGUUCUGACGCCGCUGCUGCUCUGUUCCUACAGAACUGGGAGUUUUUCCUUCUGAGGCCAAACAGCGCAAGAUGUUUCUGGAGAUGCUGAACCCGGUGCACUAUAACGUCACCAUCACAGUCCCGGAAGCAAUGCCUGUCAGUGCCAUGCCGCUCCUGCUGAUCAUGGGCCUCCUCUUCUUGAUUUGGAAUUAUGAGAGCACGUCUUCAAUACCAGGUCCUGGCUACUGUCUGGGAAUUGGGCCCCUCAUCUCCCACGGCAGAUUCUUGUGGAUGGGGAUUGGAAGUGCCUGCAACUACUACAACAAGCUAUACGGAGAGUUCACGAGAGUCUGGAUCAGUGGAGAGGAGACGCUCGUUAUCAGCAAGUCCUCAAGUAUGUUCCACGUGAUGAAGCACAGCAACUACAUCUCCAGGUUCGGCAGCAAGCGCGGACUGCAGUGCAUCGGCAUGCACGAGAACGGCAUCAUAUUCAACAACAAUCCGGAGCUCUGGAAAACAAUUCGCCCUUUCUUCAUGAAAGCCCUGACAGGCCCAGGUCUCGUUCGGAUGGUAGAGGUUUGUGUGGAGUCCAUCAAGCGGCACUUGGACAGGCUGGACGAAGUCACUGACAGUUCAGGCCACGUGGACGUGUUGACUUUCAUGAGGCACAUCAUGCUGGACACCUCUAACAUGCUCUUCCUGGGGAUCCCCCUGGACGAAAGUUCCAUUGUGAAAAAAAUCCAGGGUUAUUUCAACGCAUGGCAAGCUCUCCUCAUCAAACCAAAUAUCUUCUUCAAGAUCUCUUGGCUCUACAGGAAGUAUGAAAGAUCCGUCAAGGACUUGAAAGACGAGAUAGCUGUUUUGGUGGAAGAAAAAAGACACAAAGUUUCCACAGCGGAGAAACUGGAAGACUGCAUGGAUUUUGCCACUGAUUUGAUUUUUGCUGAGCGACGCGGAGACCUGACGAAAGAGAACGUGAACCAGUGUGUCCUGGAGAUGCUGAUCGCAGCGCCUGACACCAUGUCUGUCACCCUGUACUUCAUGCUCCUUCUCAUUGCAGAGCACCCUGAGGUUGAAAAGGCAAUCCUGAAGGAAAUCCACACUGUCGUUGGUGACAGAGACAUAAGAAUCGAUGACAUCCAGAAUUUAAAAAUGGUAGAAAACUUCAUUAAUGAAAGCAUGCGGUUCCAGCCCGUUGUGAACUUGGUCAUGCGCAGAGCCCUGGAAGAUGAUGUCAUUGAUGGUUACCCGGUUAAGAAAGGAACUAACAUCAUCCUGAAUAUCGGAAGAAUGCACAGGCUGGAAUAUUUCCCCAAGCCCAAUGAAUUUACCCUUGAAAACUUCGAGAAGAAUGUUCCCUACAGGUAUUUUCAGCCAUUUGGCUUCGGGCCCCGCAGCUGUGCCGGGAAGUACAUCGCCAUGGUGAUGAUGAAGGUUGUCCUGGUUACACUUCUGAAACGGUUCCAGGUGAAGAUCUUGCAAAAGAGGAGCAUCGAAAACAUGCCGAAAAAGAAUGACCUGUCCUUGCACCCAAAUGAGGACCACCACCUUGUGGAGAUAAUGUUCUCUCCAAGGAAUUCAGACAAGUACCUCAAACAGUAAAAAAGCAUGGUCGGUGUCUACUCCGGAGCAUCACUUAUCAGUAGUUACACGGAAAUCAUCCAUGUCAGCAAGCCGGUGGCAUCAGCUCCACAGCGAACAUUUGAUGGUCUGAAACAUUUUAUGAUCACAGCUGCAGUUUGUCAGCAAGAUGGGCAUCCAUCCAGACAGCCGGGAUGCAAAAGAAAGGAGUUUGUAUUGGAGAUCAGUGAAGAAACUGAAGCCUUAAAGGACCGAUUCUACAAAAUAUACCUUAGGAAAGACAGGCCAUCAGCAAAACCUGUCUGGCCUUCUGCUAGAGUUCCACCGCUCUUGUCAGCACAGCAAGGUGACUCUGGCAGAGGGACUCAAGUUGUUAGAAAGGCCAGACACACAUACCAGCAUGCGGGGCCAGGCAUACCUGAAACUGUGGGUAAAUGAAUAAAGGAACUUCCAUUUGUGUGCAGGUGUGCAUGUGUGUGUGUGUGUGUGUGUGAGAGAGAGAGAGAGAGAGAGAGAGAGAGAGAGAGAGAGAUGCGUGGGAGCGCGAGUGUGUAUGUAUGUGAGCGCAAGGUGAGGGUAGGUUGGAAGUAACAAUCUAGACUCUUGCAGUUAAGCCCGGUUCCUUAUGAUGGAUCCACAUGUAAACUGUUCAGGGCAAACGUUAACCGUGAGGGUGUCCUUUCAUACCCUCGAUUCAUGCUCCCAGACAUGUAGUUUGACUGUAGUAGGCAUAGAUUCAGAUAAAGCAUACCUAAUUAGUAUUAGCCCGAGUAAAACAUAGCCAGGGCUGUAUGUGUGGUGUGGGGGACAGUCACGUGGUGCGGUCAGGUAAAUACGUCUUUUUCUUUCUGUAAUGUUUGCACCGCUGCUGAGUUUCGUGAGUGGUUUGAGGAGAGGAGAUUUCCAUCUUCGUCUACUACAGCAGCCCAGCAGGCCUCGACUUCUAAAGAGGUAGUUUUCCCUUUGACAGAUCUUCUUACCUUCCCCCCAUGACCCCAUUUUUUUUUCAAAGAAAAAGGGUCAAACCCUCACAAAUCAU